Messenger RNA from Trichoderma atroviride IMI 206040, 2311 nucleotides. RefSeq lists its product as uncharacterized. Gene Ontology annotation, biological process: vesicle-mediated transport. The record is from RefSeq and is a predicted model, not a curated record. Lineage: Eukaryota; Fungi; Ascomycota; Sordariomycetes; Hypocreales; Hypocreaceae. Gene Ontology annotation, molecular function: protein-macromolecule adaptor activity.
UCGCCUUCUGCUCUCUAUAUCUAGAUUAAACCUCGCAUGAAUACACAUUCUCAAUUCCUUUCCUCCGAUAUAUUAUUUGGUCAUUAUAACAAACUGCCCCAGAAACCCCCGAGCUCACCUCGUUUCAAACUACUUUUUUUGUUUUUUUCCAUCUCCGCAUCGCAGAGAAGAGUUGUCAAGAAGAGAAUGGAAAUCUCCAACCCGCGGAGGAUUUUGGCUGUCAGUCUGGAAGGCUCAGAAUCGCAUCUGAGCCGUGUUCUCAAAGAUCUCACGGGCUCAUCCCCAGACUCCUCAUCAGCCUCACUAGCAGGCAUCACACACGACCUUGAGCUCAAAACAUCAUACUACACAGCCUCCGUCCCAAUCUGGCUAGACGUCAUUGCCUCGCCUUCAGAAUGGGCCUCGUCGUUUCUCUCCGAAGAGGCCCGCGAGGUCCUUGCCGUUUUGGGCGGACUUGUGCUCGUCUUUGCGAUACCGAAUGAGAAGCCUGCUGUUCUGACUCAAGAUGGCCAACCGCCCAGUCUGAUUCGGCAUGUGGGCAGUGUUGUUCAGAAAGGUCUUGGUGGGUGGGAAUGGGAUGGAGUUCGGCUGGCUAUUGGUAUUGGCGAGGGAGACGCCGAUGAGUGGGAUGAGCUGUGUGCGGAAGCUGGGUUGGAGUUUGUUCAGCUUAAAAGUGAACAGAUGGGAAAGAAUGAAUUUGGAGAACAGACGGGUAUCCCUCGUGUCAGAGAAGCACUGGAAUCAAACGACUGGGAGCAACUAGAUGGCGGAGAUCCACUAUCAGACUUUGACGAGGCGCAUUCCGACAAUUCCGACGGCGCGGAGGACUUCAACCCAGAGAGCUUAGAGUUUGGCGUCGACCGUUCUGAUUUCGACGGCCUGCGUAUGGCGAUAUGGGAGACGAGUCAUCGCGAAACAGGCGAGUCCGAAAAUGCCGACACGGCCAAAGCUACGCCGGAUCAGCCAAAGGCUUUAGAUGUAGCGGGAGGCUCUGCCGCUGCUGACACCAAGGACGAAGACGGCGAGCUUGGUGACGAGGACAUUGCAAAGGUAGAAAAGAUGAUGAGAAAGCUUCAGGCCGCGAAAGAGAUGGGCGAGGGCAUGAGUGAGGCGCAAAGAAAGCGUUUGGCAGCUAGGGCAGUGGAGGAGGUGAUGCGAGAGCUGUGAAAGCUGGAGAGUUGAUACAAUGUUUCUUCUCUUAUCGACUUGGAGACUCAUGAGUGACUCAGGUACCGGAGAUGCAUAGUCUCAUGUUGGUUUUUCAUGCUGGAUUGGCGGUCAAGUUUCAAGCGUAUCAUGCACCAGCACGUGUGAAAUGCUGUAAUAGGUAUUUACUCUGUUCACUUGACGUGUGUUGGGCCUUUCCAAGGAUCACCGUGCUGUGUAAUUGUUAUAUACUACCGACAUAUCUCGCCAAGCCCAAGACACCUCUACACUCUUUACCGACUUCAGUAAUACGACUUACUAGAAGUAUAUCAUGCAUGCAUGUUGGAGUGAUACAUUUUAUGUACUACUGUACGAUAUCUGUGGCUAGCUGCAAGGGACUGCCAUCAAGCAUCAUGCCAAAGCGUCAAAGGUGAGACAUGCGCACGCCGUGCAUAAGCCACAGCAAGGAAGGCUCUCGGUGACUUUCGUCCGCAUCUUGUAAGUGUGUCUUGGCCGCUGGCCGAGAACGGCGAGAGAUGCAAGGGACCUGAGACCUAAAAGAUGCAGCUGCGAAAAUCAGUAAAGAAUCUUGAUGUUUUUGCUGCAUUGAUAGCGUCUCGAGACUUGCGAGUUAGGCUCCUCUAUCUUAGAAAGAGAGCCAAAGCUGGAGUUGGAAGGUAAAUCACGUAUCUGGAGUGCCAGAGUCAUCUUGGUUUAGAGAUUCUUCACGAAUAGAGAGAACUAGCCGUCCUCACUGGUUAGACUCGUUUCUCUAACGGUCGAGGCUAGUCUUGGCCAAGGUGAGACAGGCAACACGCUGGCGGGUGAUGCUGCACUAAAAAAUGCUCCAUUGGCGGGAGUGGCAAAAAGGGAGACAAGAAAAAAACAAGCCCAGAUAGCCAGGUGAGGACUGAAGCAGCGUGAAACAUCAGACGAUGCUGAUUGCAAAGUGAAUCGCUCACAAUCUCUGUGUUUUCAUCGUAAUAGAUUCGGUUCAGUAACACAGACACUCAAUCUCUGUUAGAGAGCAGAUCAGUCUGCACUCUGUAUCAAUUUCGUAUACUUGAGUCAACGACGACGUAGCCAUUGCUGAUACAUGUGGCUUUUCCUUUCAAAAGAGAGAUACGACCGGACUCCACCACUGUAAGUGCUGAUAUCCUAGCUG